Eutrema salsugineum is the source of this 1969-nucleotide messenger RNA. RefSeq lists its product as uncharacterized. The transcript has 11 exons. The coding region runs from base 626 to 1663 and encodes 345 amino acids. The record is from RefSeq and is a predicted model, not a curated record. NCBI's taxonomy places the organism in Eukaryota, Viridiplantae, Streptophyta, Magnoliopsida, Brassicales, Brassicaceae.
CUUCUUCCACAACAAUCAAAUUUAACGAAUCCUUAAAUCCCAAAUUUUAACGAAUCGAAAUUACAACAUUCGAUAAAUGCCAGGAACUAUACAAGUUUCAGUUCUGGGUCUUAGGGAUGUUCAGACAUCUUCUUCUCCAGGUUCUUCAGACACUUCCAUUAAAGUUGCUAUGGGGAAGCUAGAGUAUCGAACUUCGGAUUCAGGAGACUACAUUUUUCCAGUUACGAGGCUCCGAGAAAAUUUGAUCGUUAGUCUGUUAGAUGUCAAUGGAAACGGAAUAUUACACAGAGAGAUAGAGACCAGAAUGAUAAUAGAGAGUGGCUUAUUGGAAGAGAAACUUUCAUUCAAUGGGUAUGGAGAUGUCGAAUUGAGAAUGCAGUUUUUUCUUAGUGAAGAAGAUCGUAAUCGCAUACGUUUUCUGACAAUCUGCAUUGAGAAAGAAGCACGAGGAGCUUGUCAAUGGCAGUUUUUUUACCAAAUCUAAAAGCAUUGCUUCAGGUUAAUCUAUGAAAUGAAAUAGGAAUUUUUACUCUCCUAUUAUUUUUUUUUUGGUGUGGUCUUACAUUGUUAAGUUUGCGUUUCUAAAUGUUUGUUCUUUUCUCCGGCUUGUCUUUCUCUUGAUGUUAUGAGAGAUCUGUCUUCUUUAAGUGCAAUGCAAACCCGAGAAACCAUGGCUGCUGCUAGUCCAAAGACAAUUCUUGGUCUUUCUCAAGAAACCGAGCUUAAAAUUAGUGCAGAUAGAGAACUGGUUUCUUCAAAUCUUAUAAUGUGGAAGCCUGAAGUAAAGGACAUAGUUGAGAAGACGAAAAAUCAACCAUCUUCUUCAGAUGUUUCUUCAAUCAAGAAGUCUUCAAGCAAGAAGCUUUUAGAGGUUAAGAAACCCGAGAGUGUAUCUUUAGUGAAGCAAGAAGAUAAAGAUUUGAGCAAACAAGAAAGAAUUCCUCCUAAACGGAAAUCAAUGAGGCGGAGUAUGUCGGAGACAAACUUGAGUAAUGUGCGGAAAAUGAUUAGCACCUUUGAGAUUAAAGUGACUCAGGAUACAAAACUUCAGAGAGCGAAGAUUCAAACUGAUUCUUGUAAAGAUGUGACGGAGAAAACCAAGGCGCAAUCACAACCGGAAAGCUCUGUGAAUGUAGAGAAACCGGAAGAAAAGAAGAUAAGCUCUGAGGAUAUGGAGAAGACGGUGUGUGUAGAUAACACAGAGAGAUGUGAUGAUUUAGUUAUAGUUUCAAGAGAUGAAAGUACAGUAGUUAUAGAGGAGAAGAGUCCUGAACAGAUCACUAGAAGAAGUGACUCUGUGCGUUUGAAAGAUUAUCAACUUGAGAAUGCGCGAGGAUCACGUCUCUGGAUAUUUCCAGACGAGGCAAAGGAUUUGUCUUGCGAAACAGAUUUUGGAACAAGACAUUUGGAUUUGAGAGAAGCUACUUUGGUACAAAAGAAGACAGAAGAAUCCACCAGGGAAAAUAUCGGUGAGAGGGGAUUCAGCUGCAGAAGCAUCGCGAAAAUGAAUAGCAACAACAAGUGGAAGAACAUUGAGAGAUCAAAGAAACAGAAGUCUGAGACAUAUGCAGAUUCAGAAAGUUCAAGAGGACCUGUUGGGCAGGUGAUGCGUGCAUUGAUUGUGGUGGGUUUUGCAGGCUUGGUGUUUUUGACACGGCAGUGAACUUAAACAGAUGAACCGCUGUAUUUGAGUCUUUGAGAUGGUACUAUUGGAUCAAUUCUUUUUUAAACCAGGCUGUAAAAGAUUUCACGUUGCACAUAAUAAUAGUAUGGUUAUGACUUAUGACGAUCAAAAACAUACAAAGCUUCAAGCUUGAUGAUUGACUACACAGAGUUCUUCUUGGCUAAAUUAAUUACUCAGUCGAAACAAGAAAUGGCUACGGUUAAAACCAGACUGUAGUAUUGAAUCAAAAUAUAUUCGGACGGAUUGUAAUAAUAGUUUACAAUAUUGAAUCAACACUUUUAUAAA